AUGGCAGAUACUAUCUCCAUUUUAGUCGCCACAGACAAUCAUGUUGGAGCUCACGAGCGGGACGCAAUCCGAGGGGACGAUUCAUGGAAGUCAUUUCAUGAGAUUAUGUGUGUGGCCAAAGAACGCGAUGUCGAUAUGGUGCUACUAGCCGGCGACCUCUUCCACGAGAACAAGCCAUCACGAAAAUCCAUGUACAAUGUCAUGCGGUCACUGCGGCUCAACUGUCUAGGUGACAAGCCCUGCGAGUUGGAGAUGUUAAGUGAUGAAUCGGAGCAUUUCGACGCUACUUUCGACCAUGUCAACUACGAAGACGCAAACAUCAACGUCGGCAUACCGGUCUUUUCUAUCCAUGGCAACCAUGAUGACCCUACAGGCCAAGGCCAUUUUGCAGCUCUCGACUUAUUGUCCGUGUCGGGACUGAUAAAUUACUACGGCAAAACUCCGCAGAGCGACAAUUUCUCUGUCAAGCCAGUUCUGAUACAGAAAGGACGCACUAAGCUCGCUCUAUAUGGUUUGUCUAAUGUCCGCGAUGAACGUCUCUACCGAACAUUUCGUGAUGGCAAUGUGGUCUUCCACCGGCCAAGCACUCAGAUGAAGGAUUGGUACAAUCUCAUAUGCGUACAUCAAAACCAUCACGCUCACACAGAAACAUCCUAUCUGCCCGAGAACUUUCUUCCCGACUUCCUCGACCUAGUCAUCUGGGGCCAUGAGCAUGAAUGCAUUAUCAACCCUCAACUAAAUCCAGAAAUGAAUUUCCAGGUCAUUCAGCCAGGCUCUUCUGUGGCUACGUCCUUGAUUCCAGGCGAAGCUGUCCCAAAGCAUGUGGCACUCAUCUCAAUUACUGGACGGGAAAUGCAUUCAGAACCCAUCCGUCUAAAGACUGUACGACCGUUUGUGUACAAGGAUAUUGCUCUUGGCGCGGAUAAGAUGGCAGUUAAGCUAGCGGAGAAGGAUAAUCACCGAACCAAGCUCACGCAACAUCUCAUCAAAAUCGUUGAGGGUAUGAUCGAGCAAGCAAAGGCCGAAUGGCUUGAAGCACAAGAUGAGCCAGUGGAAGAGGGCGAUGAGCCUCUCCAAUGCCCCCUUCCUCUCAUCCGACUACGUGUAGAAACAACUUCGGCGGAUGGACAGAGCAAAUUUGACGUGGAAAACCCACAACGCUUUUCCAACCGCUUUAUCGACAAGGUUGCGAACACCAGUGAUGUCAUCCAAUUUCACGUGAGGAAGAAGAACGCUUCAGCCACGAGAACAUCAAAGGAUAAGGGAAUGACGAAUGAAAUCAUGGCCAAAUUCGCAGGGCUAGAGAACAUCGGUGUCGACGAGUUGGUCAAAGAAUUUCUCGAAGCCCAAUCCCUCACCAUUCUUCCUCAGAACUACUUCGACGAUGCGGUCCGCCAGUACGUCGUCAAAGACGACAAGCAUGCGAUGGAGCUGUUUGUGAACGAGUAUCUCGCCAUUCAGAUCCAGAACUUAGUCCGGCUGCAAGCCGAUGCAAACGAUGACGAAGAGGAUGAAGAUCUGGCCUCUCAGAUCAAGGAGCAGCGUGCGAGGCUAGAAGAAUUGUUUGGCAAAGGUCUACUUAAAGCCAGCAAGGCUCGAUUCAAACCCAAGCCAGAUAACUGGGACUCUGAUCUGGACGGUGAAUGGGAGGCUCAGCCAGCAGCGCUGUUGCGCACAGACGAGGAUCUCGAAGAAAUGGACGAAGACGGUAGUGACGGCAGAACUCCUGCACCUCGAGCAACCACAACCCGAGGGCGAGGGCGAGGCGGCCGUGGAGCCCGUGGAAGAGCCCGUGGCGGCGCCACGACAACAUCUGGCCGGAAGCCAACAGCGACAUCGGCGACAAAGAAAGCCACAGCGACAGCUUCACACAGUCGGAGACGUGCAGUUCCCUCCGAUGAAGAGGAGGAGGAGGAAGACGAAGACAUUGUCAUGUUCGACGAUGACGAAGUGGAGCCAUCAGAAGAGGAGGACUCACAAGCCAUGUUUUUCCGAGAGAAGCGCAAGGCAACUACAAAGGCCUCAACCGGCACAGCGGGUCGGUCAGCUCCAGCCUCCACCGCCUCGAGCACACGAGGUCACAAGGCUGCCGCAACAGCAGCGCCCGCUGUCAGGAAACCACCUACUCGAGCCACCGCGAGUAGGGCGAAGCAGUCUACAUUGAGUUUCACAACGUCUCAGAAUAGCAUUCUUGGCCACGGUCGAGGCAGCGCACGCAGUGCCAGAAGCGUGAAUGAUGAUAUCGAAGACGAUGCCGAUGAUGAUGCCUUUGAGCCUGUUUCAAGCGUGAGGAACAGGCGUUGA
Molecule: messenger RNA, 2304 nt
Organism: Exophiala aquamarina CBS 119918
Lineage: Eukaryota; Fungi; Ascomycota; Eurotiomycetes; Chaetothyriales; Herpotrichiellaceae
Product: double-strand break repair protein MRE11
Exons: 1
Coding region: 1-2304 (767 amino acids)
Biological process (GO): meiotic DNA double-strand break formation; mitotic G2 DNA damage checkpoint signaling; mitochondrial double-strand break repair via homologous recombination
Cellular component (GO): Mre11 complex; nucleus
Molecular function (GO): 3'-5'-DNA exonuclease activity; DNA endonuclease activity; manganese ion binding
Source: RefSeq, a predicted model, not a curated record